AUGCCUAAAGAGCUGCGUCAUCUCUAUCAGUCUGGGGCAUGGAGUCAACACAGAGUCUAUCUGUGGCCCCUUGUUCUCGAACAUGCACGCACUGGCCACCGUCUCGCUGCUCACGCGCAGUCAGAGCUUUCUUUUAUCUCGUACAAGCAAAAAAGUCCCAUGCCAGAAGGCGACGCUAUUGCUGAAGAGGCUGUGAAAGAGUCUGCUGCAGCAAAAGCUGUCUUCUCUUCGCGGAUGAGGAAAAUUUUUUCUGCCCGGUGGGCUGCCCGUGAUAGCAGAGAUCGACAUCUUUCGCGCACCUAUAUGCAAAAACGCAGGAGCUGGGUGACCUUACUGGAUGAGGCCGAAGAAAACAGAAGUUCUGCAGUUGUUGACGCCGCCAUCGCUAGAGACCGGCAGCUACUUGUUGCCACAAGGGCGACGUCGGGCAUGGGCGGCGGUAUGACGAACAGGGAAGUUGACCUCAUUUUCCAGGAGAUCGAAACAACGGGGGGAACAGCGGGAGGAUACGAACGGUGGAGUAGAAGUAUUACGAAGAUUCCGAACCAUAAUCCCGAUUACUUAAUGCCCGCUUGUGACGGCGGUGGUGUGUUGAUGCAGAAUCCGCUCGCAGAUCAUUACGCGGCACGAAAUGUCAAUCCCUGGACUGCAGAAGAGAGGCGCAUGUUUUUGGAGAAGUUUGUCAUGCACGGAAAGAACUUUCGCAAAAUCUCAGCCUUCUUCGAGCACAAAUCAAACGAAGAUGUUGUGAGAUUCUACUACGAUAACAAAAUGCGCAUGGGUUUGAAGCAGCUCUUGAAAGAAUCACAUCUGAGGAAGCGAGGGACGAGAAAGUUAGCUCUCACUGAGCUGGCAAAGCUGCCCACGGAGUCGCGGUCCAUAAAAGACAAUUUUAUUCACCAGCCUGGAUUCUUCGGUCCUGAUGAUAAUGAAGAGGAGGAGAAAGAGAAUGAAAGGGGUGAUGCAUUUUCCGAUGGUGCAGUAGCCCGGAGCUGGACUCCUCAAAACAGACAAGCUUUGAUUCAUGCCUUAUGUAGGUUUGACGUCGCCCAAGAGUGGAAGCCAAAUGUAAACACAGUGUCAACAGUGUGGGAAUCGAUAUCGGCCGCUGUAGGAAACAAAACACCAAAGCAGUGCCGGCACUUCUAUACCAAAUACAAAGACGUACUAGGACUUGGAAUCUACGCACCUCCCGCAUAUGACAAGUGGCAUCGAUCUCCAAAACGGAUCACUCCGGAUUCUAACUCAUCUGCGGAAGAGUCGCAACCACGAAAACAGCCAAAACUCAACAGUCUGUCAAGAAAGGCCAGCGCUCCUUUCCCGAGGUUAUCCAGAGAAUACCUCAACUACGGCGGUAAUACUAAUAGUAUUGGCAACGGCACGAAGAACGGAGAUGGCGCGAGCAUCCGGAGUGUAUAGGAAGAGAAUGAUGAAGUGAUCGGACUACGGCACAUUUGGGGAAUUUAUUGCCUUCGCAUUCAUUGAGUUGAUCCCUUGUGCUCCUCGAAGCGAGGAUCCACAGCCAUCCGGAACCUUCGCAACAUUUGCCGUCGACCGUCCUACGGCCGACAAUCAUGAAGGCUUCUGAUGGCAACGCAUUUAGGACAGGCCAGCGACUUACGCUGACGUACCCCGCAUCGGGAAUUGCCACUCCCCGUAUUGGUUUGGUGGAGCUUGCCGAUUCAUACCGCUUGAGAGUAGACGGAGAAAUUUGAAACAGCGGUUUGAACCAUCGUUCACCUUCGCUGAAUUUGAGGGUCUGAGCAGAAAAUGCAUUCUGCUGGCUCCAGUUACGCAACUGUCCCAGUCCCAAAGGCAUGAUAACGAAAUAUCUUUUCGAUCCCAAAGGUCCUAUGAACUUUGUCAUCAAGAGUCACAGAACCAGAGGGACUUGGAGGGCGAUCAUCGUUCCAAGGAAUAGUUAGAAAUUGGUGCACUAGUAUCCAAGGGGGUCCGCUAUCUUUGAGCAUGGAGCGUGUGCAUCGGCGAUGAUUUUAUUCACACGAUUUUUGGCGGAGGAGUCGUUCCGAGGUGGUUCCAAGCCGCCUUCAGUCUUUGAUAAACAUCAUGAGGCGAAGCACG
Molecule: messenger RNA, 2082 nt
Organism: Chondrus crispus (carragheen)
Lineage: Eukaryota; Rhodophyta; Florideophyceae; Gigartinales; Gigartinaceae
Exons: 2
Coding region: 1-1419 (472 amino acids)
Biological process (GO): regulation of transcription by RNA polymerase II
Source: RefSeq, a predicted model, not a curated record